This is a messenger RNA of Leucoraja erinaceus (little skate), 8398 nucleotides long. RefSeq names its product secretory carrier membrane protein 1 (gene scamp1). Gene Ontology annotation, biological process: protein transport. Gene Ontology annotation, cellular component: trans-Golgi network membrane; recycling endosome membrane. Bases 189 to 1193 code for a protein of 334 amino acids. The transcript has 9 exons. NCBI's taxonomy places the organism in Eukaryota, Metazoa, Chordata, Chondrichthyes, Rajiformes, Rajidae. The record is from RefSeq and is a predicted model, not a curated record.
CCGAGGGCGAAGGAAGCGCGUCCGUCUGUCCGUCUGUCUCUGCCGGCCCGGUCCGGCCCCGCCCCGCACGUCCCCAGUGCCCGCACCGACACCGGCUCCGGCACCGACAUAGCGACCGCGCAGCGGGGCAGGCAGCAGACAGCAGGCAGCCUCACGUCCACCCACCCACACACACGAGAGCAGCCGACAUGUCCGACUUCGACAGCAACCCCUUCGCAGAUCCCGAGUUCAACAAUCCUUUCAAGGAUCCAUCUGUUACACAAGUGACAAGAAAUCCACCACCAGCAUUGGAGGAAUACAAUCCUUUCACAGAUGGGCGAAAAGCACCGCCAGGGAAUGUUGAAAAGCCUCCAAUGCCCAGUACACAGCCAGCUAUUAUGAAACCUACAGAGGAGCCUCCCACAUAUGCUCCACAUACACAGGAAACCGCUGCAGCCCAGGCGGAAUUGUUGAGACGCCAGGAAGAACUAGAGCUAAAAGCAGCAGAACUUGAUCGGCGGGAACGGGAGAUGAAAAAUCUCAGCUAUGAUCCUCGGAAGAACAAUUGGCCUCCACUUCCUGAACGAUGUCCUGUGGGGCCAUGUUUCUAUCAAGACCUCUCGGUAGAUAUCCCUGUUGAAUUUCAAAAGACAGUCAAGAUGCUCUACUACUUAUGGAUGUUUCAUUCUGUAACUCUUCUGGUAAAUAUUUUUGGUUGCCUUGCCUGGUUCUGUGUUGAUAGCUAUCGAGGCGUGGACUUUGGCCUGUCCAUUCUCUGGUUCUUGCUUUUUACCCCCUGUUCGUUUGUUUGUUGGUACAGACCACUCUACAAGGCUUUCAGGAGUGACAGUUCCUUCAGCUUCUUUCUAUUCUUCUUCGUAUUCAUAUGUCAGUUUGCAGUCCAUGUUCUACAAUCAGUAGGAAUUCCACAGUGGGGGAACUGUGGUUGGAUUUCCGCACUAACAGCUCUUAAUAAAAGUAUUCCAGUCGGUGUUCUGAUGAUGAUUACUGCAGCAGCUUUUACUGGCUCGUCUGUUGUCUCACUAAUCAUGUUUAAAAAGGUGCAUGGAAUGUAUCGUACUACAGGAGCUAGCUUUGAAAAAGCUCAGCAAGAGUUUGCGACGGGAGUAAUGUCGAACAAAACUGUACAAACCGCUGCAGCGAAUGCAGCCUCUACUGCUGCCCGUGGUGCUUUCAAAGGCAACCAAAUUUAAAGGAGAUGGGGAAGCACACCACCUCUCUACUUGAUUUCAUCUGUCCAUGUACUGCUCCAGUCAUUACAAGCAUACUGAUAUCUAUGAACAUGGUCUCAUCAUAACUUCAGCAUGAACCUUUAUAAGGGGGAAAAAAAAAUCUUUAUGUAGCCCUUGAAUUAGGUUUUCACAUGGGCUAAAAUUUGACAAACGGUAUUUGCUUGACUGAAACAUUCUUUUUUAAUCGCUUUUUAUUUUCCCUAGAUAUUUUGGAACAAUCAUACUGACCUUUUUUCUCUUUUUUUUUUGUUAAAGCUGUAAAUAGCAUGUUUCACGGUCUCUUUAAUAUUGUAUUUCUGAAUUACUGGAGAAUCUUGCAUCUUCUGUGCUACACUGGAUUGCUGUCUAAUUUGCACGCAAAUUUGUGAUAUUGAAGAAUUGUUUGUGCUACCAGUGUACAUUGGAUUGGAUUUUUUUUUUCCCUGUGUGUCUGAUGCAUCAUCUGUAACUGCCCCGAUAAAACCCCACUUCCAAGUCAAUACUCAAGUACCUUUAAUCAUUUGCAAUUGUUUGUAGUUUUUCCUCUUAACUUUUUGUCUAUCAACUCAAAAUGUCAUCUAUCACACUUAGACAUUUUAGUGGUGUAAUCACAUGGUUGAUUUACUAUUUCUAGCAUAAUUGAGUACAUGAUCCAAACCAAGAAUCCUAAAUAAUUGGAGUGUAAGCUGUGUGGCACAGUAUAAUUUGAAGUUGUCAAUUACAAGUGGAGUGAAUUGUUUGGAAUGUCUUUUGGAAAUUGAACUGCAAUAAUUAAGUAUGUUGUGCCUUCAACUAUUACAAAUUGACAGUGCAAAACAAAUUCCUGCCGUAAGAGUCUUUGAGAAAUACGAAUUCUGCUUGUAAAGGGUUGUACUUGCAUGUUUUAAUUUGGAUUUUUUUUUAAAUCAACUAUUGACAUGUUCAAUAGCAUUUUGGGCUCUUGUCUGGCAUUUCAGUUUAUUGGAUCAUGUUUUGGAAAUAAUAAUCUUUUUCUUUCCAGUUAAAAUAUUGGUUUAAUUAGAUUUCUGAAGGCUGUUCGAAUACAAGAUUGAUAAAUGGUUAAAUUGACAGUUUGCUCUUUAAAAUGUGACAUCGAUAAGUAAAGCAACUGACUGUACUACUGUUAAGUGUUUCAAUCUUGUUGAUCAAUGAGAUCACCUCUUGCAUUCGCGAAGAUAGUUCUUAUGAUUGGCUGUUGGUUACGUGCUUGUCUAACCCUAUUGCAGGUCUAAUCUAGAAGCGGUGAUAUCUACAUUUUUCUUCUUGCUGUUGGUUAUUUUUAUACCCACGCUGCUCCUUCCUAAAAUCAGCGAUGCCACUGAAGAAAAUCCUGCUCCCAUGAUGGGCCUGAAGAAGAAAGGACUUUCCAUUUUGAAAAAUGGAUACCGUAUUAUGUGGCCGGAUAUAGUGAAAAUUGCACUGUAUAGGUUACCUUGUGUAUAGAGAAUUCUUCAACACUGAUUUAAGUUUUAAUCUGAAGUACUCAUUGAGUGCAGAUAUUUCAGAAGCAGAAGCUGGAUUCAGUCAGCCAAUCGAUAAUUACACAAGUAUUCAAAUGUAGAUCAUGACAGCUUUGGUAAUGUUUGCAGUUGCGGUGAGUACAGCAGAAUGCAAUUCUUGCCAGGUCCGCAUACCUGUUACAAAUUUCCUUGCAAUGCUGGAUCUUUGUUUUCCAUUUUAUUUGACUGAAAAGCGAUUGAAGUGUGCAGUUUAGGUUCAUUUUGUGUGUGUGUGUGUGUGUAUGUGUUAGCUUGACUUAGUUCCGGUUGUUGGUUUCGUAAGCUGAUCAAGCAUCAUUGAAGUGUUGUUUUAUUUAUUUUACUUAUGCAUCAUUUUUUUUUCUUUUCUGAGUUCAUUGUUGUAUAAAUUGUAUUUUGAGGGAUAAUGUACACACUUGAUUUUCAAAGCAGUUGUAACAUUUUAAAGAAAUUCAAGGCAUAAUAUGCAUUGAAAUAUACAUUGUUUAUAAUGUCAUGACUGAGUGUUGGACUAGACAGUUUCAGUUUGUAAUGCCUCGAGUUUGUAUGCACAAGCAUCAUAAACCUACCACUGCGGUUCCAUCACCCAUCACUAUUAAUUAACACUUUUGAACCAGUCGAGAGAAAGCAGAGAAUUUAGUUGAAUCCUGCAAUUGGAGCAUGACAUUUGAUGCAACCAGGUGAACUCUAUAUUUCUGGUCACAGCACCACCCAUUUACCUGUAAGUAGCAGGCACAGACAGAAUAUAUUAAUUAAUUAAUUAAUUAAUUAAUUGGAAAUAGGAUGUCAGGCAAAGUUAAUAAUGCAAACUUUAAUAAACCCCAAGCUUUGAACAAAUUAGCUUGUAAUAAGAGCAUUUCCUCGCUUGCAUAUUUUAAACAAAAUUGCAAUUAAAAUAUAUUUUUAAAAUAAAAUUGAAUGAAAUCUUGAUUUAUACAUAUUUGAAAGAUUAGUUAUGGAUAUGUGAAUUGAGUGCUUUUUAGUAGAAUUAUCAUGAUAACCAAACACCUUGUUUUGAAUGGAAUCAAUGGUAACAAUUUGUUCUGUUAUUGGUACUUCUUAUGUUAAAUGUUAUACUAAAUAUUUUAAUGUUGCAAGAGGCAUUGAAGGAAAUGUCAUCCUUUGUUAAUUUAUAUAAUUAGUGAUAUUGGUGUAUUUUCUACUUUAAAGAACUUUUGUUGUGCAGUACUGUGAUAAAUCUUAAUUAAAUUGUGAAAUGGUGCAGAAAUGGCAAUGUUUGUUAAACAAAACUUUUGGGUAUGCAAGACUCAAUUUUCAAUGGUAAAUUCUUUCUUUGAAGUAAACUGGAGCAAGCUUUAUCCCACACUGCCGCAGAUGAUUGGGGAAUUUCUGCUAAAUGUGGAUAUGGACUCUGAAGUUAUCUUGGUGGUGAAGAUUGAGUUUAUGUAUCCUCUGGGGUGUCACUGUCUUAAAUGACAGUCUUGUUUAUGAAUUGUUAUUGAUUUGAAAAGUCUGAAAAUCGAUUCUCAGUGUUAAAUGUGGCAUUGAUUUGUGUACUGUUGGGGAUUUUGGUGACAUUUGUAGUCUUGCCUUUUAUAUAAAAUGAGUGCAACACUUGAAUCGUAUGAAAAAACGGGAUUGGUAACAGAUGAUGAUGAAUUUCUGUUUUGAAAGUUGAGUUGAUUUAUUUGAUUUGAUUAUGGAGUAAAUAUAAAUUCAAUUUUACUUAAUACGAAAUUGAGAAACCUACAAGUUCUGUUUUUCCAUUCUGCUUCUUCAAAAAAGGCUGAAGUCAAUCAGGAGAGAAGCUUAAUUAAAUUUCCCAACCCUUAUAAUGCGUCCGAGCAGUAUGUCAGCAUGCAGUAAAUAAUAGCUGGGAGCACAUGGAUUAAACAAUUGAUAACAUUGAGAAACUGCAGCAACACUAUUAAUCAAGGUAUCCGACAUAUGUUUCCUUUUGGUGGAUGGGGAAGAAAGAGAACAUCUAUGCACAUGGAAAUAUGCACAAGAGUGGCUAUAUGUCCCCUUCAGGCUUUAUAAUCACUUGACAGGGAGCAUUCCCCAUACUUUGUCAAGGGAUAUGUAAGGAGCUGACACUUAAAUAAAUUCAAAAUGUGGAAGCCACUGAAUGAUUUAGAGUAUAUAAUGUAAAGUAAUGUGGUUUAUUGUUAAGCAUCAAAGAAUGGAGAACAAUAGACAAUAGGUGCAGGAGUAGGCCAUUCGGCCCCUCGAGCCAGCACCGCCAUUUAAUGUGAUCAUGGCUGAUUAUCCCCAAUCAGUACCCCGUUCCUGCCUUCUCCCCAUAUCCCCUGACUCCGCUAUUUUUAAGGGCCCUAUCUAGCUCUCACUUGAAAGCAUCGAGAGAACCGGCCUCCACCACCUUCUGAGGCAGAGAAUUCCACAUACUUACAACUCUCUGUGAGAAAAAGUGUUUCCUCGUCUCCGUUCUAAAUGGCUUACUCCUUAUUCUUAAACUGUGGCUCCUGGUUCUGGACUCCCCCAACAUCGGGAACAUGUUUCCUGCCUCUAGCGUGUCCAAACCCUUAUUAAUCUUAUACGUUUCAAUGAAAUACCCUCUCAUCCUUCUAAACUCCAGAGUGUACAAGCCCAGCCGCUCCAUUCUCUCAGCAUAUGACAGUCCCCACCAUCCCGGGAAUUAACCUUGUAAACCUACGCUGCACUCCCUCAAUAGCAAAAAUGUUCUUCCUCAAAUUAGGGGACCAAAACUGCACACAAUACUCCAGGUGUGGUCUCACUAGGGCCCUGUACCACUGCAGAAGGACCUCUUUGCUCCUAUACUCUUGUUAUAUAGGCCAACAUGCCAUUCGCUUUCUUCACUGCCUGCUGUACCUGCGUGCUUAAGAAAGUCAUCUGUUGGAAGCUUUGUGCUCCAAGCAGAAGGCUAAAAAGCAAAUAGAGGCUCUGAACUGAAUAUAAUAAACCAGAGCUCCUGAAAAUGUUUAAAGGGUAUGGGGGACAUCUUUAUCAGGGGAUACAAAUUGAGUUGACUGAAAAUCAAAAUCACACUAUUUGGUGGGCCAUUCAAAAGAAUAAGGGUCAACCCUUUGAUCUGUAAGGUUGCUGAAGUCAUGUAAAUGUAUUUUUUUAAAUCAAGAAACUGCUGAUGCUGGGAAUCUGAACCCAAAACACAAAAUGUUGGAGACACUCGGCAGUUCAGGAGACACCCGUGGACAGAGAGUUAAUGUUUCAGAUUGGAGUCCCUUUGUCGACCUGACAAUUUAAUUAUUUGAUGGAAGUGCAUACUUAUAUGGAACUUAUUAAAGAUCUGAUGAGAUCUACCUUUGCUCUCUACCUUUGGAUAUAGUCCAAGAUCAUUUGAAGAGUAAUUAUUUGGGCAGGUGAGCAGCAAAUAUCUGGUUACCGGUAAUCUCUCUGGGUGUAGAGGAAAAAAAAAAAAAAAAUAAGGGAAUCUUCGCAGUUGUAUAAGACGUUGGUGAGACCACUUUUAGAAUAUUGUGUUCAGUUGUGGGCACCAUGUUAUAGGAAAGAUAUUGUCAAGCUUGAAAGGGUUCAGAAAAGAUUUAUGAGGAUGUUGCCAGGAUUAGACGGUGUGAGCUAUAGCGAGAGGUUGAGUAGGCUGGGUCUCUAUUCCAUGGAACACAGGAGGAUGAAGGGGGAGGGGUUCUUAUAGAGGUGUAUAAAACCAUGAGAGGUAUAGAUCGGGUAAAUGCACAGAGUCUCUUGCCCAGAGUAGGGGAAUCGAGGACCAGAGGACACUGGUUCAAGGCGAAGGGGAAAAGAUUUAAUAGGAAUCCGAGGGGUAACUUUUUCACUCCAAGGGUGGAGGGUGUAUGGAACAAGCUGCCAGAGGAGGUAGUUGAGGCUGGGACUAUCCCAUUGUUUAAGAAACAGUUAGACAGGUACAUGGAUAGGACAGGUUUGUGGGAUAUGGACCAAACUCGGGCAGGUGGGACUAGUGUAGCUGGGACAUUGUUGGCUGGUGUGGGCAAGUUGGGCCGAAGGACCUGUUUCCACACUGUAUCACUCUAUGACUUAAAAAUUAACUAAUGAGGAAAAAUGGAAUCUGGGUGACAAGCCUUCCAAUUGAAGUGUUACACUGACAACAUUUAUUUUACAGUUUUUAUUUGAUGAUGUUAAAAUUCUCAUAUCUGGGUUAUUGAGAAAAUUAUAUAAAUGUUAAAGAUCAGUUGCAUUGUAUUAAAUAUCAUUGAGCUAUUUGUUUUUAAAUAGUCAUUUUAUAAUCAGAUACAUUUUGAUUUACCCCAAUCGCAAUGGGAGCUUCUGAGAACUUGUACAAGAAAAAUAAAGGAAGACAUGAAACUAAAAAGUAUUUUUUACCCUGGCUUGAAGCUGAAUUUCAGAAUUAAGCAUGUUAUAAUAUGGGCUUUAAUCAGGAGGAUUAUUUGUCAUUCCUAAACUCAUCAGAACUCGUUGCUAUAUGUUUGUUUUUCUUGCCACGUCUUGUUGAAAGAAUAAGCCACUUAAUUUCUCCCUCCAUUCUUUUAAUCUAACUUUUGUAAUGAGCAGUUUAAUAAUCUUUCCACAUUCAUGUUUGGUGAAAAUGUGUCGCCUUAUUCAUUCUUUUGAUUAUAGUAUCUCUUAGUACUAUAAAUCUAUCAUUCUCUGGCUUGUACGAAGAAACUGCAACAUAGAUUUUUGCAAAAAAUAAUUUUUUAGCUCCCUUCAAUUAGAUAGAUGCUUUUAUGGCUGGAUCCCUUGUUGCCGUUUUAUUAUUGAUUUUGUUUUGUGAAGUUCUGACAGUGAUAUAAACAGCCAGUUUGGUGAGGGCUAUGAUCAUUUUUGGAUUCUGAUGUGAAACUGGAUUAGUCCAAUGCUGGGAUUUCAAAGUUAAAGGUUGAUUGGAAAUUUACAAACUGGUACAUGUGCAGGCAAAGUUUUUUUUUUUCUCCUCCCAGAAGGGUUUUUUUUUCCAGGAUGUAGGACUCUUUGAAGAAACUGGAUGAUGUAAUGGGAUGCCAGAUGGUAUGGUUUUCUAAAGGGGUAAACACAAAUGGACCAAGGUUGUUUAUCUUGUGAAAUUCUUUCCAAAUUGAUUAAGAAGGAACUGCAGAUGCUGAAAAAUCGAAGGUAGACAAAAAUGCGGGGAGAAACUCAGCGGGUGAGGCAGCAUCUAUGGAGCGAAGGAAAUAGGCAACAUUUCGGGUCAAAACCCUUCUUCAGACUGGAUCAGUCUGAAGAAGGGUUUCGAUCCGAAACGUUGGCUAUUUCCUUCGCUCCAUAGAUGCUGCCUCACCCGCUGAGUUUCCCCAGCAUUUUUGUCUACUUUCCAAAUUGAUGUUACCACAGCACGGGUAACAUCGGUUUUAGAAACAGUAAACUUAAGUGCAAUGAAUUAAGGCAAUAUUUGACCAACGAAUUUUGCUGUGUGAUGUAUUUAUAAUCUAAUUUGGCAGAAUGUAUAAAUUUUGCACAGUCUAACUUUUCAAAAUGCAGUGUUUUAUCUCAUUUCAAUCAACCGAUCAUAGCAUUAUGAUUUGUAAGGUUCUGCAAAACCUUCCAAAAAAAAAAGUAACAUGUUGUUCACCCUUGUACAAUAGUCUGUUACAGCAUAGUUUUAAUUUGUGGACUUGAAAUGCUAGCGUGAGUAUUUUAAGUUCAUCUUGCAUUAAAAGAUCUGGAAUUAUUAACUUCACCCUAUUAAUUUGUAUAUUUUGUAAAUUGCAUUCUGCCAUUGUUUGGAGUUGCAUUCUAAUGUACAAAUGCGCUUUCCACCCGAAAAAUAAAUAUACUAACAACUGAAGAGCA